Cavenderia fasciculata is the source of this 5289-nucleotide messenger RNA. RefSeq lists its product as uncharacterized. The transcript has 3 exons. Gene Ontology annotation, biological process: positive regulation of GTPase activity; Ras protein signal transduction. The coding region runs from base 1 to 5289 and encodes 1762 amino acids. Gene Ontology annotation, cellular component: plasma membrane. The record is from RefSeq and is a predicted model, not a curated record. NCBI's taxonomy places the organism in Eukaryota, Evosea, Eumycetozoa, Acytosteliales, Cavenderiaceae. Gene Ontology annotation, molecular function: guanyl-nucleotide exchange factor activity.
AUGUCAAAACAUAUUAAUAAUAAUAAUAAUAAUAAUAGUAGUAGUAAUAAUAAUAGUAAUAAUACAAGUACAAGUACAAGUACAAGUAGUAGUUUGAGUAAACAAGAAUCAUUUCAAUAUUGGAAACAAAAAGAUAAUGAUUCAUUGUCUUCAUCACCUAUAACUACAUCACCAGUCUUGACUAGUACGAAUAGCAGUAGCGGCGGCAGUAGCAGUAAUCUAUCAAAGUCAUCAUCUGCAUCGUCGCUUGGUAUUGGAGGAUACAAGACAUCGUCUACCACCAACAAAGUAGUAGCGACUAGUCAUAGUGCAAAUACGUCACCUGCAUUUUCGUCGUCUGCUCCCACUUCUUCCUCCUCAUCAUUGUCAUCGAAAAAAAGUGUUUCAUCAUUAUCAUUAAAUUACGGGUCAUCGACUAGUUCAUCGUCAUCAUCUACGACAUCAUCUACUACAUCAUCUUCACCAACUAUCAUGCGAUCUAAAUCAAAUCAUCAACAUCAUCAUAGUCAAGAUGGUGGUAAUAGUAAUAACAACAACAAGACUGUAUUAACAAGCAGUGGUAAAUCUUCUACUUCUACUUCUAGUGCUUCUCCAAGUAAAUCAUCUUCAUCGUCAUCAACAUCACAGACUCUUCCGAGUCUUAGGAUGAAACCUGAGAGAAAGAGUAUAAAGACAAUAUUUAUGGACUUGUGGUCGAAACCACCUCAAGACGAACAAGAAGACGAACAACUCGAGCAACAAACCAACUCAACUGUAACACCACCAACCCAAUCAACAUCAACUCAAUCAACAACAACAACAACAACUGAAACACCAAUUGUAAAUAAGACUAAUACAACAGCGACAGCGACUACGACUACGACUACAGCUGCAACGAUGGAUAAACCAACAGCACCAACAACAGCCAAAUCAAAGACACCUGUUAAACCAGCAGCGGCACAACCACCCAACUCUAUCUUAAAGUCUUCAUCAAAGUCAUCACCAUUGUUAAAGGAAAAGGAAAAGGAAAAAGAGACUACUACUACAACGACGACGAUGGUAGCUCCAACGACACCAACUAAAAAGAGUACACCUGGAGUCAUUUCGAAAUCGAAUAGUUCAUCUAUUACAACACCAUCAUCUACCUCGAAAAAGGCUGCUGCUGCUGCUGCUGCUGCUCCAUCAACAUCAACAGGUAGUAGUAGUAGUACUACGACGAAUACAACUGGUAAUAUUAAACCAUCAUCAGUUAUUGGAAAUAAUAGUCAUUUGGUAUCAUCUGGUGAACAACAACAACCAAGAGGUGUAUUUAUAACCAACUCGGAUAGUACUUCUACUAGUACUACGACUACGACUACAACUAGUACAACAAGUCCACUUGGUUCAUCGAUUGAUGGUAAUAAUAAUAAUAAUAGUAAUGGUGAAGACAUAAACAAAUAUAAAAAGAAAGAAGGAGAAUACAAGACAGAAGCCGAAAGAUUAUCAACAUUGGAAUUCACAGUGACAUUGAUGAAGAAACAAUAUGACGAUAUUGUUGGCAAGUUUUCAAUUGAAUCGAAUCUUAGAAAAGAGUUGGAAUCUCAUUGUGAUGAAUUGGAAGCUAGAUUGACAUUAUCUGAAUCUAGAUUACAAAGAUAUUCAGUGGUUGUACAACCUUCUGUAUCUGUACCUAUACAACAACAACAACAACAAGAAGAUCAACAAGAGGAAAAAGAGAUUAAAGAGAUUCAAAGAAUACGUGAUGACCAACGUGUCAAUAGUCUGUUGUUGCAAAUCAAAACGUUGGAGGAAAAGGUUGGUGUACUCGAAUCGACCAAUACCAAACUAUGUGAAGAGAUCCAUACCAUUGCAUUUGAACAUUCCAUCUUUACAUCGGAAAAGAAGAAAAAGGCUCUAAAAAAAUUAGAACAAAAGGAAAAAGAACUGCAAAAGGAACGUGAACAAAAGGAAAAAGAAAAGGAAAAGGAAAAGAUCAAAACUUUAAAACGUGACAAGGAACGUGAAAAGGAACGUUUAAAAGAACAUGAAAAGGAGACACGUGAAAGGAGUUUAACAGGAUCAUUUGAUUCAAAUAGUGGUUUAACUGAUUCUGAUAAUGAUAAUAAGAAGAUAUCAUCAAGUGCACUUAAAAAAUCAACUAUUAUUAAUAAUUCUUCUGCUGCUCAAUCAUUAGAUAAUAAUGACUCGUCAACUUUGGUUACACCAAUGAAUGCAGCAAGCGUAAGUAGUGCAGCUAAAGAUUCAUCAUCACCUGUACUAGUUUCGUCGUCACCAAAAAAAGUUGGGUUCACUGAAGAGACUAUCAAUCACCCUAGUAAAUCAAAGUCUCAAGGAUACGGAAACACAAUUAAAAAGUGGGCUGGUAAAAGAAUGUCAGCUCAUAUAAUGGGACUUGGAUCAUCAUCUUCUUCAUCUGCAUCUGAUAAUGUUGAUGGUGCAGUUGUAAUGAACAAUGGUGGUGGAGACAAUAAGUAUUCAUCUAAACAACAACCAACACCAGAAGAAAAGUCACAAGCUGUUAAAGGAUUCUUUAAUCAAUACUAUGAUGGAGAUGUAGAUGAAUUAAAGAAUCAAAAAAUGACAAGAAUGCGUAGUAAAUCAUUAUCACGUGAUUCUAAUGAAGAUGAAGAAGAUUUCUCACCAAAGAUUACCUUUUCAAGUGGUAAUUUAUCUGGUUCAUUAUCAGUUUCAAAUUCUUCAGUUGGUUCUUUAUCUUCCUCUAUUCCACCUUCCCAACAACCAAUUAUUAAAGAAGUAAUUCAAACUCCUGAAAAACCAACUAUUGAAGAUAAAAAGAAAGGAUAUUCAACAAUUGGAAGAAUGUUUGGUGGAAAGAAAGAGAGUGCACCUGUUGCACCUUCAAAAUUAACUUUAUCACCAGUUGAUCCAGAUGGAAAAUUAUCAUUCUUGUUAAAUGAACGUUUGAAUCAUCGUAUUUCAAGAGAUGAAUUGAUUUUUAAGAAAAUUAUGAAAGCUGAAUCAAUAUUUGGUAUAACAUUAAAUGAAGAUACAUUGGAAAGAAUACAAAGAUAUAUUAAUAAUAGUGCCGAUGCAUUGAUUGAUCAUAAUCAUUUGAGUGAUUUAUUUACAAAGCCAGUAGAGGAAUCACAGAUCAAAUCAUUAAAAGAAUCGAUUGAACAAUCGGUUCUUUCCAACUUUUCACAAAAGGAUCCAUACUUGGUUGCCAGUACACUGCUCUUCUUUUUCGAGUCGUUGCCCGAAAAGUUGUUGACUCGAAUCUCUAAUGGACUAGUGUCAACCUCUAAUAUCGAGGAUGUUUCCCAUCGUCGUUCGCUUGUGCGUUCGCUUCUCUACUCUCUCCCACCUUCACAUCGUAGUGUAUUGAAAUGUAUUUUACAAUUAAUUAGAGAUUUAUCAAAUAUCGAAUAUUCCAACAAAAAUAUUAGUCCAAAUGGAAAUGGAAAUAUCAACAACAACAAUAGUGAACAAAUCAAAGAAAGUAUAGUUAUUCCAUUCUCUUUAAAUUUGAAUAAUGAAGAGACUACUAUAUCAACUGAUGAUACAACUACAACCAAUUCAUUAUCAGUUGAUGACUUUUCACCUAUUGGUGGUAGUAUCAAUAGUUCACCACUUUUACUUGGUCAAGAACAACAACAACAACAACAACAACAACAACCAACUAAACAAGAUCAAGUCGAAGAAGAAGAGUAUGAUGAAGGUGUAGUAGAAGAAGAAGCAAUAGUUGGAGACGAAGAAUAUAUUCAAGAAGAAGAAUAUAUUCAAGAGGAAGAAAUGGAGGAAGUACCAAAGGUUAAAAAGGUACCACCACCACUCCCACCAAGACAACCAACAAUGAAUAAUCUUGGAUCUCCAUUUACAUCACCAGUAUCAUUGGCCAAGUUUAAACGCCAACCUAGCAAAUCAAAGUUGACUAUUGCAUCAAUGGCUGCAACUCUGUCUCCAUUGAUAAUCAUUUCACCAACCAAUUCAAAUGAUGGUGCAGUCCGUGCCAUUUGCCAGAUGAUCGAUGACUUUGACAACAUUUUCGAUGGAACAGUCGACAUUCAGUUUAUCAUCAAGGAGAACUUGUCGUUGGUCAAGUGCGCCAACUUUGACAAGGUGUUUGAGCGUCUGAUCGACCUCAACAACCGUGACACUGAUUACAACUACACCAUCUUUUACUCGUACGACUACUACAGCAAGUCAAACGAGUUCCUCGACAAAAUUGUACAUUAUUAUAAAAAGACUACUACUUCCAGUAAUAGCAGCGCGGCUGCAACAGCUGGAGCGAUCAUGGGACCACAAAGUUCGUGGCAGAUGGAAUUGUCACUGACAGUCUUGUCAGUCGGUAUGUUUUGGAUGAAGUUGCAUCAUAAUAUCUUGUCUGCCGAUUUACUCUUUUUGAGCAAACUCAAGACGUUUAUUGAGUCGGCACAACCCGUUCCACCUGGACAAGCCACCUUUUUCGGCUACUUUAAGACAUUCUUCCAGUCGAGUAACACACCCAUCAAACAUUUGUAUGAGCGUGGUGACUCGUUUUACGCAACCUCUGGUAAGGGUAAAUCCAAACAAGGCAAGUUGUCGGCAGUUGACAAACUCGCCAAAGACGGACCAGUCAACAUCUACGACAUUGGCGCACAAGAUAUGGCCACACAAGUCACUAUCGUCGACAAUGAGUUGUUGAUGGCUAUCCCAUUAUUCCAAUUCCUCCACAAGGCGUUCACCAAACAAGACCUAUCUCCACAAUUCCAUAACAUGGUCAGCAAGUUUAACGAAUGGGCUAAAUGGACAAGCUACGAGAUUCUCGGCCGUGAAAAGUUGGCUGACCGUGUAGCUGCCAUGUCCUACUUUAUCGAUCUUGCCAAACACUGUGUCGAGAUGGGUAACUUUAACGCUGCCGCCGCUAUAGUCGGUGGACUCAAUCACUCUUCAAUUGCCCGUCUUCGUCACACUUGGGAAAAGCUACCCACCAAGGUGCAACAAGAUUACAAGCAACUCGAGACGCUCUACGAUAUGAGUAUGAACUACAAAAACUACCGUGAGGCACUCAAGGCAUCGACCGAGGCCAAGGUCAAGGUCAUCCCCUACCUUGCACUCUUCCCCAAAGACCUCAUCGCCAUUGAAGAGGCCAACGACACUUACACUAGUGGCGGUCUCAUCAACAUUGAAAAGUUCCGUCUUCUCUAUCGUAUCAUCAAGGAGAUCUCUGGCUACCAACAACCACUCUUUAACACUCGUACCUCUGAACCCAUCAAAAACUAUCUCAUGAACCUUUCCAAUACUCUUUUAGAUGAAAAGGAAUUACAUGCACUUAGUUUAAAGGUUGAACCAAGACCUAGUACCCAAUAA